Messenger RNA from Fusarium sp. VM40, 1320 nucleotides. The record is from the annotation of a GenBank genome assembly. NCBI's taxonomy places the organism in Eukaryota, Fungi, Ascomycota, Sordariomycetes, Hypocreales, Nectriaceae.
AUGGAUGGAGCUAGUUUCUCCUCGCGGCGUCCUGCUGCCAACUCCUUACCCGCCUUCUCUCUGCCACCGCCAAACGCAGACGUACCAAGUGAGACCCGAUACCCUUACCCUCCUCUCCCAGAGCCUUUUCACAACUCUCGAGAUAUCGACUCGAUUGGGUAUUCCUACCCUUCGUCUUAUCCCCAUCCUGGUUCCUUUCCCGAUCGCCGCGUCUCGUCUUCUCCCAGUAUUCUGACCCCUUCGCCAGGAGCAAGCGACGGUCUGAGUCCCAGUCUUAGCGUCAACACCGGCAGUUCCCAAGGCUCCCAAGCCCCCAACGGUGUGUAUUCGUAUACAUAUCAGGGCUCAUGGUCCGGACCAGGCAACUCCUCCUACACCGUCAGCUCCGCAACCCAGGCGCAGCCAACCCUUGGCCAACAACAUUUCGGUGGGCGACAUUCCUUAUAUAACCAAGGCCAUGGAAUCCAUCAGUACAAUCACCCACGAAGCUCCCAAUCGCCAGCUACUGGACCCGACGGACUUCCGGCGCCUCCUUACGACGGUGUGCAUCACCCUUUCCAGACUUCUGUCUCCGGUGGCGGCGGCCAGACCACUCCGCCGGGCUUAUCGACAUCCCAUCAGCCUCAGAGCGCAAUCUUGACUUCACAGAACCAGCCACCAACUCCCUCGAGCGCAUCGGCACACGUCGACUCGUAUACGCAUACGAGACCGCCAACCACGCCAGGUUACUAUACAGCCUCAUCUUCUCAGCAGCCCAACUUUUCGACUUAUCCUCCUCAACCUUCGCCGACCCAGCACUCCCCUCAGAACGGGGGCCCUGUACCCAGAGGUCUUGGGUCGCUCUCGGGGCAAGCGCAAGGCGCGGGGAUGGCGCCUCCCGCCCCCUACCGGUCGUACCCCCAUUAUCAGCCACUUCCCACCAUGGGGGGAUCAGCCGUUAUGUCCAACAUCCACCAGCCUGGUGGUCAAAUGUCGAUGAUUCCUGGAAUGGGUGUGCCGCAGUAUGGGCAUCCUAUGAUGUAUGGCGCAGGGCAUGGUCAGGCUCCGCAGCAGUCCGAGAGACCCUUCAAGUGCGACCAGUGUGUCCAGUCUUUCAGCCGCAACCACGAUCUCAAGAGACACAAACGAAUCCAUCUUGCGGUCAAGCCUUUCCCCUGCACAUUUUGUAGCAAAAGCUUCUCUCGAAAGGAUGCGUUGAAGAGGCACCGACUGGUUAAAGGUUGCGAGAACAAGGCCAACGAAAGCAGCAAUGGCGACAGCAACGGAGCAGAUCGAAGCGGAGAGGAGAACGAUAGUCCCGACGUGAAGCGAGAACAGUAA